AUGUUUGUCCCAGAGCAAUCCCCUGUCCCAGAGAAAGGGGAUUUGUAUCUCGUGAAUGGUUAGUUGCAAAGGGUCUAUGUGACCCAUCAUGUGGUAGCUUGGUUCCACUGUUGUCGGAGACUCGACAACUAUUUUCAGUGAUUUGAAAUCAUGACAGGCGCAUUUAUUUGAUUAUUCAUCUAUUGCUGGUUUGAACGCGACGUUACGGCGGCCAUCUUGGUGGUCACAAACAAAAGAAUUUCUUUCUUCUGGGAACUAAAGUCUAUUUUCAUGUAAAUUCUUCGAGAAAAAAGUCUAUUGUUUUGACCCUAAUAUGGCCUCCUUGUCACAUGGUUGCAAACCAAGAAUUGUUUUGUUAGUCGUUCUGAGAACUUCAAGGUGCCUCACUCAUGAAAUGGGGAAGUUUCAUGGUGUUGCCGACAGGGUGCAAUCACCAAACCACGUAAUGCAACAGGUUGGAAAGACAUGGAACAAUAAAAGUACCACAGAACAAAAGCAAACCAACAAUGGUUUCCGCAACACAAAGAAACACCCAGAAAUGGUGAUUUACUUUUAUCCAAGAGUGAAUUUGAAAGUAAUGGAAAGGUUAACACCGACCCAACACUUUCCACCUUUUUAUUCCAACGUGAGAAAACAGCCGACAUCUCGCGACCUAGCCUGUGUACAGACCCCCUCCCCUCAGUAAAAAUUGGAGAAGGGGCGCCAACCCCUUCUCCGCUUUUAACUGAGGGGGAGAGGGGGAGUCUGUACACAGACUAUUCGCGACCUCUCUGUUGGUUUUGAAACGUGAAAGGUAGUUAUUGUAAAUCGAUUAUCGCCUACAUCAAUGAGAUUUUUAUUGAUCAGCCCACGGCUACUUUCGCAGCCCUUUUCUGUAAUGUCCGCAUGGGAAAUACGUAAUAAUUUCCAGAUGGUUUUCGAGCACGUUUUGCUGAUUAUAAAUUUAGUGUUUUCAGCAUAGUUAGUUCAGUUCUAGUGUAGACUUCAUGGUGUUAACUUCUGUUAGCCAUUUGGGCUUUCUUUCUAUCUACUACUCGUGCUCAUCUACUGUCAAGGUCAGUUUGCCUUUUGAACCAAGAUAACAUUGGUACGUGUGCAAACUAAAGUGAGUAUAGAUUUCCUUUUAUUUACAGUUUUUCAGCUUCGACUUCAUCAUAGUAAUAGUUUUCGCUUAGUUUUGGUAAUUUACAAUAUCGUUGUUGUUAUUUUUUCUGUUUAUUCGAGCGAUCUAUUUUUAGUCUUGUCAUCACUGAUUUACAGUGGUUUCAGUUCUUAUAUCGCUACUCUUCAACAUGAGUAUGCUGAUUGAUUGAUACCAGCAGUAAUUAUCGUCGUAUUAUUUUCCCAUAGUGCCCUAUGGGAGGCAUUCGCUGCGCUACCAAGGACCUUUCAUUUGGUCAAAGGUCAGUAGUGAGCUCGGAAACUUGACAAGCCUCAAAGCAUUUAAGAAACAUAUACGCGGUGUGGACCUUUCGAGCCAUAUGGAUGAUAAUAGUAACUGCUGUGACCUGUGUAAAUGUUGUGUCGUGUACAUUUGUACAUAGUUUUUAGGUAAGAUCAUUAAUUUAAAAGUCAUGUAAUAGAUUAGUGUGCUAGUACGUAGGAAAGUGUCCCCAAUUACCUAACUUUCAAGCUAAAUAGAUUGACACUAAAAUAAAGUCAUUAUUAUUAUUAUUAUUAUUAUUAUUAUUAUUAUUAUUAUUAUUAUUAUUAUUACUAUAUUAUUGUGGUGCUCUGCUAAUAUUUUACAAUUUCUCCUAAAUUUUUGUAUCCUUUCUGACUAGAUACUCACUGGUGAGUUUUGCUAUGGCUCUGGUUUAUUCAAGAUCAUUUUUGAAAGCAAUAUCAUCACCAGUCUCUGCAAUUCAAACGCGUUGCAGUUCCGACUUCUGGUGUCGCCUGACUGAACUCGGCAUUUCGAGAGUGAAACCAACUCGAAGAGGCUGUUGCGGAGGACGAAGAAAAUUCAGAAUUCUACCACAGCAACAAACCCUGCAGUGCGACUCUUCUAGGGACGAUUUAAUUUUUUUAGACACUCCACUACAAGAGGAACCCAGUGUUACCAAAGUGUUAUCUCAAUGCAGCCAAAGCAGGCGGUCCGGACGGUAUUCCUAAUUGGAUACUAAGGGAGUAUGCGGAAUUUCUCGCCUGUCCUGUCUCAAUCAUUCUAAAUGCCUCUUUCAAGGAACAGCAGCUCCCGAGACCCUGGAAAUUGGCAGACGUCACUCCUUUACCCAAAACCAAGCCUGUUAAGGAGAUCAAGAAAGAUCUGAGGCCUUUAUCGUUAACACCGAGUAUCUCUAAGGUCGCAGAGGACUUUGUCGCCACAGAGCACGUAAAGCCAGCUGUACUGCGCUCUCUGGACCCAAGCCAGUUUGGUGCGAUACCGAAGUCUUCGACAACUUUUGCCCUGUUGGAGAUGCUCCACGAGUGUUCUCAAGGGACUGAUGGGAACGGUUUGACUAUCAGGACACUCCUGUUUGAUUACAAGAAAGCAUUUGAUCUAACUGACCAUAGUAUCUUAGUAAGGAAAUUAUGCGCGCUUGACAUCGCACCUGGCGUCAUUAAUUGGAUAACAGAUUUUCUAUCAGCUCGCUCACAGAGAAUCGAACUCUCUGAAGGCUGUCUAUCCGAAUGGGGCACAGUACCUUCGGGCGUUCCGCAAGGAACCAAACUAGGCCCUUCGCUUUUCUUGAUCAUGAUAAAUGAUCUAACAGUCAGUAAUGCUUCUAUUUGGAAAUAUGUAGACGACACCACAACAUCAGAGGUAAUAAAGAAGUGACAGUAUAGCGAGGCUCGAGGUAUUGUAAAUAAGGUAGUAAAUUGGUCAAUCAGAAACAGAGUCAAGUGAAACACAGACAAAUGCAAGGAGCUCCGCAUUAGUUUUACAUCAGAUUGUGACUUUCCUCCAGUAGUCAUAGGAGAGGAGUACAUAAAAUUAGUUAAAGAUGCUAAAGUUUUAGGUGUUACUAUCUCUAGUGACUUAACAUGGAAUAUGGAAUGCGCACAUCACGGAAGUUACUAAGAAGGCAGCUAAGAGGCUCUAUUUUCUUGUUCAGCUAAUACGUACGUUCUUGUUCAGCUAAUACGUGCUCUCCGUCAUUGACUACGCUGCGCCAGUUUUCCAUCACGCGCUACCAGCCUACAUUUCGCAAGAAUUAGAACGCGUUCAGAAAAGAGCAAUGCGAAUCGUAUGUCCUGGUAUAGAAUAUCAGCAAGCUUUAGCGCUUAUAAGUUUACCAACGGUUGCGGAGCAUCACCACAACAUUUGCACAGGCACGUUUGAAAGCAUAAUGAGUGACCCGAACCACAAGUUAAGAAAGUUGUUGCCGCCUCUUUAUAAGAGCGACUAUAAUCUAAGGCACGCGCGCACUUUCACUUUGCCGCAUUGCAAGACAAAUAGAUUUAAGAACAGUUUUUUUAUGGCCUCAGGCAGAAUUGUAAAUAAUUUUUAGGUUUCUUAUUAUACGUUUUUAGUCUUAGCUGUUACAAUUAUUACUCAUUUUUACAAUUAUUUGUAUAAAUUAUUACCAUUAUGUAAAUACGCAAUUCAGCUUAUGCUGCAAUGUAUUUAAUAAAGUACCUAUCUAUCUAUCUUAUCUAUCUAUCUAUCUAUUAUUAUUAUUAUUAUUAUUAUUAUUAUUAUUAUUAUUAUUAUAGACUUUUAGUGUCUGAUUUUCUAGAGUUAUCUAGUUAUCUCUCGCUAUUCUGGAAUUAUCGAUUUCAAUCAUAUAUACUAUAUUUGUACUUUAUGUGGUUUUAGUUGAAUAAGUUUUCGUUCGAUUUUAUCGCUUUCAGUUAGAACCGAUUUGUCCCUACGGAGAUCGACCUUCAGAACUCAGAGACCUAUUGUCUCCGUCCAUUUUUCUGUAUCAAGUUGUGACCUUUGUGCAAGGAACAUUGAUCUG
This is a messenger RNA of Porites evermanni, 3908 nucleotides long. The record is from the annotation of a GenBank genome assembly. NCBI's taxonomy places the organism in Eukaryota, Metazoa, Cnidaria, Anthozoa, Scleractinia, Poritidae.